Dichotomopilus funicola is the source of this 975-nucleotide messenger RNA. RefSeq lists its product as uncharacterized. The record is from RefSeq and is a predicted model, not a curated record. NCBI's taxonomy places the organism in Eukaryota, Fungi, Ascomycota, Sordariomycetes, Sordariales, Chaetomiaceae. The coding region runs from base 1 to 975 and encodes 324 amino acids. The transcript has 2 exons.
AUGAGGCCUAAUAUUGUCGGCCUCUGCGUCCUGGGCCUGUUCACUUCACUGGCAGCAUCUGCCACCGACGUCUCCUUCCGCGAUUGGUACCCCGAAUAUGGGCUCAUUUUCCAGCAUACCCUCGAACAACACUGCUCGGCCGACACUUCCGAGUUCAUGAAAGCCAACAUGGCCUCGGCCGCCGUGCUACUAGGCAUCAUGCCCUUCGCGCUCUCCGUACUAGGUUCCAGCAGCGAGGAAAGCGCGCUGCUCUAUGUCAUCGCCCGCCGACCCUUACUCACCACCCUCCUCCUCGCAGGGGCCCCCGUCGUCGUAGCGCUCCGGCCAUUCGAGUACAAAGACCCCGUCGGCAUCCUCCGCGCCCGCGAAGGCCGCUUCUACAGCUUCCACAUCCGCCGCUCAUGGGUCAUACUAGUCCUCGAAUACAUCGUCGCAUUAGCCUCCGUCGCCAACGUAGUCCACGUCACCUACGGCCUCGGCGUCGGCGUCACAACCAUGAUCCUACCGGACUCCAGCUACCUGCCGGGGGUAUGGGCGGGAACGGGCAUCGCAGUGCACAUCAUUGGCGCGCUGUGUCUCAAGUCCCGGCUGCGACUGCUCACGCCCAAGGGGGAACCGCUCCUGCAGUCUGAGCUGACGCUCUCGGCGGACAAGAACAUUACGGUUGAGACGGUGCCGGAGACGAAGCAGUUUCUGGCGUUGUCGUGGUUGACCUCGACGUCGACGACUUUUCAUGUUAUAUUUGGCACGCUGGCCUUCUCGAGCAUGCAGUUUGCCUCGGUGCGUGAUACCUUUGGGAUUAUUGGUCGCUACACGGCUUCGGUUACGGUGUGCCGGGUGGUGCUUAUGUAUGAGCUUUCCGGGCUGCGGACGGCCGUGGACAGCAUCUCUGUUGUGCCGUCUCCGGGGGAUGAUGGGCAGGACCCGGUGGAUGGGCUGAAAGCGGGACCGAGGGUGUUUACCUUUGCCCCGUGA